AUGAUUGCUGGUGCCUCUCUCGCUGUCUUCAGUUUCGGUACAGGCACUGGACUUGGUCUGUCCGUUUUACAAGAAGGAAUCAGCGAUCUAAUUACGUGCGUGAAAGCUGGUAUCAUUAAUCGAAAUUUCAGUUGGAAACAAUGGGGUAUGCAAAAGGCUAUCAGUUCAGCAGUGACCAUCGCUUGUGCAGGCUUCAGCGCUUUGAAAGCGGCGGCGAGAACUGUAAAAAGUGGCUUAAAAACAGCGAAAGCUGCAGUAAAAUAUGGCAUGCAAGAACUAUGGACCAAAGCGGCACAAGAAGGAUUGAAAAUUGGUGGAAAAAAAGUCGCUGUGGAGGUUGUCAAACGUGCCGCCGUUGAGGUAACACUUUCAUUGAUCAACUACGCUCUGGCAGAAACUAUCGUACCGAUAGUCGAGAAUCUCAUUCAAACAGCUCUCGCUGAUCUAAUUGUACUCCGAUACAAGCAUAAUGCAGAUUUACAACGCUUGAUGGAUUGUGAUCGAAAAAAACGAAAUCGGUUCUUCGCCGACAAAUUAAAGCAGAAAGUUUUACGUCAUCUUCACGAAGAACCUUUUCGAGAGUUAUGUCAAACAGCUGGGCGUAUUCUCUUGAACAAAACGUCAUCGAAUAUUGGUCAAGCGGCAGCUCAGAUGGCAUCCGUUCAGCUGACAUUAGUCCCGAUUAUUAAGAAACUUGGUUCGAUAGCAAUUUCAUUCGACACGGAAAUGAAUAAAUUAGCCGAGUCAAAAGAAGUUCAGAGCAUUCUUAAUGCCGCGAACGAAUCCAAUGGUGACACAACUGGUGAUCGACAAGCAGAAAACAAAGAAUUACCUUUGACAGUGGAAGAGUUCUGUAGUGGCAUAACGAAGCAGAUGAGUAAAAUAAUCUGUCAAUGGAUUCAAGGUAUGUUAGUUCCACCAUUAGUUGCAUCGACAGUCAAUAAUAUCUUCUCGGGUAUCGACGAAAAGGUCAACGAUGAACUGAAUUCAUUCCAUCACAAACAAACGGUGGCUUACUUUCAAAGUCUUACGGAAGAAGAAAUCAAGGUGAAAGUCAAUGCCGAAACACGAGCUUUAGCUGAACAAGAAAUAGAUGCUGUUCGCAAUGGUGCACCAGGAAGAAUUCAUCAUAUCGGAUUCAUUUGUCAAAUGAAGAACAGACGAGUUCGGAUCUAUGGUAAAGACGGUCGCGUGGAACAUGUCAUCGGUAGUGACACAUCGCAAGAUGCCAUUGACAUCGUUUACCAUCCGCCGAGUGAAUCGAAUAGUCUUGGCCAUUGGACAAUUAAAAACGGCGAAAAUACUCAAAACACUGGCGAAUUUAACUGUUUGUUCGAUACUAUUGGUCAAUCCCUUGGUUGCACCGGUGAACAGUUGAGACAAGACACAGCAGCAGCCAUGAAAGCCAAUCAAGAUCGAUUAGCGGCAACAAUGCAUGAUGUGCGAUAUUUGGAACAAAAUUGUAGUGAAGCUUUAUUCACUGGUGGUCUACAACAGAAAAAAUACCGCAGACAACAAAUGGCAGUAGACGCGCUCAAACUGUCAUUCAAGCAAAAACAUCUCAUCACGGAAAAAUCCAAACAUGGUGGUGUCACAAAGAAGGACCUGGAAGAGAAAACUGCAAAAGUUCUAGAUAAAGAACUGGGGAAGGUGGAACUGGGUAUGACAGAAAACACUAGGUCGACAAAUACGGUUCUUCUGAUGACACCAGAAGAAUUUGACACGGCAAUUAGUCAAGCGCGGGCAAACAACCAAUUCACACCAGGCAAAACGGGAGAGAUCAAAGUCAAACUGACGAAUGUGGAAAUAAUGCAUCUAGAAUGGGUAAUGACAUGA
Didymodactylos carnosus is the source of this 1836-nucleotide messenger RNA. NCBI's taxonomy places the organism in Eukaryota, Metazoa, Rotifera, Eurotatoria, Philodinida, Philodinidae. The record is from the annotation of a GenBank genome assembly.